ACGUAACAAAAUGGUCAGAAUCACUAGCUGUCAUUAAAACGUCAUGUACAAAGCCUCGAUGGAAAAUGGGUAAUUGAAUACAAGUAAUUGAAAAUAAAUGUGUUGUUGACAGCGCGGGCGCCGCCGGCCAUGACGCGCGCGGCGUUGCUCACCGUUCUGCUCGCUGUUUCUGCUGCGCCCGCUUGGAGCCAGUUGAUGUUCCUGAUGGAGCCGCCAGCUCGCCUGGCAUUCUCCAACAGCACAGGCGCCCGGGUCGCCUGCGCAGCGCACGGCACGCCCCCGCCUGUCAUGUCCUGGUUAGGAGAGGAUGGGGCUCUGCUCACUGACAUUCCUGGAUUGAGAGGCGCUCUUCCAAACGGCACGCUAUGGCUGGGCGCGUUCAGCGCAGCGCAGUACCGCAGCGACGUGCACGCGGCCACGUACCGCUGCCGCGCGGCAAGCAGCGUCGGCGCGAUUCUGUCGCGGGACAUGCGGGUUGAAGCGGUAAUGGACGAAUCAUGGGAAGUGCGCGUCCAAGCGACGCACGGCGUGACCGGCGGCGCGGCGGUGCUGACCUGCGCCGCGUCCACGCCGGUACGCGCACACGUCACCCUCACACGCUGGUUCCGCGACGGAGAGCCGCUGACUCACGUAUCAGCGGAAGCUGGUGGCCGCUACAUCGUCGCGGGCAGCAGAGGUGACGUUCUCGUGGUUCGUGACGCUAGACCCGACGACACUAGUUCAUACUCCUGCGAAGCUCAACACACGUUGACAGGAGAGAAGAGACGGAGCGCUUCUGCUUUAUUGGCUGUUUCACAUCCCUCCGGAAGCAUGGCACCACGAAUGCUGAUGAUAUCAGAGGAUGAAACCGUCGUGCAGGGAGGAGACAUUCGACUAGUAUGCUGCGCUAUUGGAAGCCCACCUCCUACAUACAGCUGGUUUCGUCACAGCAACGGCCGUCUUAGCCCCGUGGCAAACAGCAUCCGUAUAUCCGUGUCCGAUCAAGUCCUGAUUAUUCGUCGAGCUCAGCCGGCAGAUGCCGGUGUGUGGACUUGCCGUGCCCACAAUCAGUAUGGAGAACAGAGACGUGACGCUCGAUUGACGGUCAGAGCAAGACUGGUGGCUUCUAUACAUCCUCAGCUACAGGUGGCUAACUCCGGAAGCUCAGUGAUGUUCAACUGUUCUGUGGAGGGCGAGGCGCGUGUGCGUUGGCUGCACGACGGCGUGCCCGUGGGAGGGGGGGAGCGGACGCUGCGCGUGCAUGGUGUCGUGCGCGCACACAGAGGGAUGUACCAGUGCGUGGCGGAGCGAGACAUGGACAGCGCGCAGGCGGCGGCAGAACUGCGGCUCGGAGACACAGCACCCGAGUUGCAUUACACAUUCAUCGAGCAGGCCUUGCACCCGGGACCGGCGUUGGCAAUGCACUGCGCCGCGUCAGGCUCGCCACCACCGCGGUUCACCUGGCUGCUGGAUAUGCAGCCCAUAGAAGAGCUUAAUACACCACAAAGAACCAUCAGUCAAUUCAUGAGCGCCAACGGCGAAGUGGUCAGCUACCUGAACAUCUCGUCGGUACGACCAGAAGACGGAGGACGAUAUACUUGCCGCGCGCACAAUUCGCGAGGCGCCGCUGAACAUUCCACACGGCUCAACGUUUAUGGUCACCCGUCAAUUCGCAGCGUGGGCCCGGUGCGCGUUGUCGCUGGCGUGAACGCUACAGUCUACUGCCCCUACUCUGGAUUUCCAAUCAGUGAGAUAGUCUGGCAGCGCGGUGGUAUGGACUUGACCCCCAGCGGUGGGCGCGCUCUCUCAGGGAUGGGAGGCGAGCUACUACUAUGGCCGGCAGAACCCGCAGAUGCAGGUGUUUACUCUUGUCGGGUCACAGCACCUUCAGGGCAGUACGCGCAGAAAGAUAUACAGAUUUUUGUAAGAAAUCCUCCGAAGAUUUCGGGAUUUACAUUUCCUCCCGACCUCGUAGAAGGUAGCUCAAUUCAAGUGCUGUGUGGCAUUACGUCUGGUGAUAAACCGGUAUACUUCUCGUGGUUGAAAGAUGGACAGCAUAUCCCUUCAAAUCUUCAGGUGCAAGAAAAAUCACUAGAUGAGUUCAGCUUCCUAAUCUUCUCACACGUGACUUCAAAACACAGCGGCGAAUAUACAUGUGUCGCUACCAACUCUGCUGCAGACGUGAACCACACUGCGAGACUUGCUGUCAAAGUGGCGCCGUCUUGGGUGUACGAGCCACAAGAUGUUUCCGCUCUUCUUGGCACUCAAAUAUUAGCGCACUGCGCUACUAAGGGCUACCCAGAACCUAGAAUCACUUGGCUCAAAGGUCAUGGUUCCGGUGUAAACGACUUCAGGCAGGUAUCGAACUUGGAUCUGCAGUACUCAAUCCUGUUAAACGGUUCGUUGUCAAUAUCUCCAGCGGCGCAUCAUCACGAGGGGCAAUAUAUGUGCCGCGCUGAAAACGGCAUUGGUAGAGGACUAUCCAAGAUCAUCACUGUAUCUGUCAACGAGCCAGCACACUUCGAGUUUUCAUCAAGAAAUAUGACAGUCAAGCGCACGGGGCAAGCAACAAUGGUGUGCGAAGCGCGAGGCGAUCCACCGCUCGCGUUGCAGUGGACACACAAUAUGAAACGUGUAGACUUGACCACAUACAGAGUGUCGGUCUCCGAGAAGCGCUCAGACAGUGGUGUCAGUUCUCAACUAAACAUCGCUCACGCCGAGCGACAUGAUUCAGGCGUGUACCGCUGUCGCGCUGAAAACGCUUACGGGAGAGAUGAACUGCUCAUCUACCUAGCGGUGCAAGAAUUCCCUGAAGCUCCCCGGGGUCUAUUCGUGGAGCGUUCCGACACACGUGGCGCUACUAUCGCCUGGCGACGAGGGUACGACGGCAACGCGCGGGUCCGAGUAUACCGCCUGCAAUACAGAGUCGUCGGUGACCGGCACAGACCCGACAGUAAUGACUGGACCGAUGCGCCUACCAGAGAAAUGCCGGCAGACAGAGUUUACGAAAAGCAAGAAACUUCAGACCCAAACGCAGAAACUACGUUGGAGUACCGUGUAGAAGGUCUUCGACCUGCAACUGCUUAUGCGUUACGACUCGCUGCAGUAAACGCUAUUGGUGAUAGCGAUUACUCUGAGUCAGUUAUAGUGCAGACUAAAGAAGAAGCUCCGUCAGAACCACCUCAUAAUGUCAAUGUUCAGGCUACGGCUCCAGGAGAGCUAUUCAUAAAAUGGGAGGCACCACCUCAGGACUCUUGGAACGGUCAGCUCCUUGGCUACGUAGUAACGUGGCGCGAAGCGGGAGCUAGCGACAAUGCGACGCGAGCUCUGACCGCUUCAGGCUGGGGCGCCACCAGCGCCACGCUGGCUCCGCUGCGAACGCACGCGCAUUAUGAUGUUCGCAUUAGGGCAUUUAAUGCUGUUGGCGCAGGACCGGCGAGCGCACCUCUCACAGCUACUACAUUGGAAGGAGUGCCCGAAGCAGCGCCGCAGCGUGUGCGAUGCGAGGCUCUGUCCGCGCAGUCCCUGCGCGUGUGGUGGGAGCCCCCUCCACCCUCACUCCGGGGAGGAGUGCUGCUCGGCUAUGAAGUUGUAUACGAGGCAGUAGACGACACAUCAGGACAGGUAGAGACGCGGCGGGCAGGUGGUACCGAAGCUGUACUGCAGUCGCUACACCGCGCCGCCAACUACUCGCUUGUACUUCGAGCUCGCACCGCCGCCGGGCCCGGUCCGCCCUCCUCACCAAUCACUUGCACCACGCAUGAAGACAUUCCAGGUGCGCCAGCAGACAUCAAGGCGUUGGCAAACUCAGAGAGCACGAUCAUUGUCAGCUGGCUGCCGCCUGCGCAGCGGAACGGCCGAAUCAAGCACUACACCGUCUACAGCAGGCCGCAGCGGGUCAGCCCGCAUAACCAUCUCAUGGUGAUUCACAAAGACGAGGAAGAGGAGUUUUUCGCCGAAAUACGUGGACUGCAAGAGCACACGCUGUACGAGUUCUGGGUGACUGCCGCCACUGCUUCUGGAGAGGGAGAGAUGAGCGCCAUCGUAGCCAGAACACCUACACCGAGAGCUCCAGCAAAAAUUCUCUCGUUCGGCCGUCGCAUCUUGACAGCGGAAGGGUCACGCGUUCGACUACGGUGUGCUGCUGCAGGGUCUCCAACGCCGUUGCGCGUCUGGUCACGGGCGCGGCCAGCGCCACCUCUCGCUAUCGACCCCAGGAUCGUUGUAAAGGACCAAAUCAUCGUUAUACAGAAACUGGACCGCAGCCUGGCUGACAACUACACGUGUACAGUGAGCAACCCCUGGGGCGAGGAGCGGGUGACGUGGGAAGUUCGAGCGUUGAGUCCUGUACCUCGCCCAUCGAUCAGGCUGGCCGGUGCUGCCCCAGCGCGAUUAUCCUUGGCUUGGGAUGCACCUCCUAGUCCAGUGCAUAGCUACACGCUGGAGUGGACGCGCGCGAACGAAGCCAGCUGGGCUGUAACGCGGCUACCGGGCGAAGUACGCACGCAUACGCUUGAACGGCUGGCGUGUGGCGCCGCCUACAGGGUGCGUCUGCGCGCGCACAACGCCGCCGGGCCUAGUGAGCCUAGCGAUGAGCUCGUCGUCUCCACCAAGGGAGGACUUUCAAAAGCGGCAGCAGAAAAGGAUCUCAUCACUACCAACAGCACCUGCGUCCGGCUAAACCUUCUAACAUGGGACAGCAACGGUUGCCCGUUGAGCCAACUCCAAGUUUCUAUACGCGGUUUCGACGAGUCAGGGUGGCGGUCGGGCGCCGUGGCCCCCGCUGAACCGCUGGUGUGGUGCGACCUGAAUCCCGCCACCUGGUAUCAUCUGAAAGUGGUGGCUACCAGUUCCGCUGGGACUACAGUUGGAACGUAUUAUUUUUCUACGCUUACUGAGGAGGGAGAGCGCAUCCCGGCUCCAGCACACUUCCCGCCAGGCAGCGGCGGCGGCGAACACACCACAUUAGUCAUGGCUGGCACGGGUUGUGCUUUGCUCACCGCGCUGUUGUUGCUGGCUAUACUGGCGUGGAGGCGAAGCGAACCAGCGUCCUGUUUUCGCAAAGGCUACGAGCCAGGUGAAGCGGAGGACAAAGCUAUAGAACCUCGAGAAAACCGAAGCCGAAACUGCCAGCAGGUUUAUACCUCGUCGCCCGGCAAGCAGCCGCCACCAUCGAAAGAACAGCAAGAAAUGUACGAGAUAAGCCCAUACGCAACGUUCAGCAUGUCCGGAGGCGCGGCGACGGCGGCGCGCGGCGGCGGCGCGGCGACGGGCGCGACGCUGCGCACCUUCGGCCGCGCCGAGCCCGCGCCGCUCGCCGCCGCGCCGCCGCCGACCAAACAGCGCUCGCUCACUAACGCAGACGAAUACACACUAUCACGAGCCAUGACGCUGCUGGUGCGGCGGUCAGAAUCAGACUCCGAUUCGAGCGGUUCGCCCUGCGCCGAGUGUACAUCUGGCUCGUAUCGCGUACCACAAACUACGCCAAAAGUAGCAGAGGAGGUGUUCCGCGCCGUGACGGACUCAUCGGCGGAGUCGGCGUCGACGGGCGACGCGCGCUCGCUGUCGGCGCGGGCGCACGACAAGGCGCGCCGGCGCCCGCGCCGACAUCACGCGCCGCAAGCUACCAGGUAUCAACAACGCCAAGAGCAAGAAAGGAGAGAUUUUACGAUACACGUUUAACAUAAAUGACAAUAAAGACUGCUGUAAGCAAAAAUAAUCAGAAUUAUAGAAUGUUACCUAGAUAGACAUAAAGAUAAGUCUUAAUAAGGACUGUAAAUAUUUCUAUGAGUUUUGUAAAUUUUAUUACAAAAUUCAAGGCCUAUUUGGAAUUAAAAAUUAAGUCGGGACUCAAAGUAUCAUCGAUAAAAUGGAAAUAACAACAAAAUUGUUCUAAAAUUGUUUUGUUACGUAGUUGUUAAUUAUUUGAUACGUAAUAGUAAGUAAUUUUACUAUUAUUUACUAUUUCAAACAAAUUGAAAUAAGUACAGUGUAGUUAUAAAACAAACGUCUAAAAGUCGCAUGUUGAUAGCGCAGUAAGGCGCCGUGUAAAGUCAUUAGUUUGAGUCCAUUUGUUAAAUCUGCAAUGGUGUACUGUGGCAAUGACGUUAAUGCUGGUAAUAAUGUUUCGCAGCAGAGGCAUUCCACGAGAAUGUCGGCAUUCCACGUCGCUUACGACAUGCCAUUCUUUUAGUACUUGUAAAAAUGCUGAGAGAUUUUUGGUCUGGUAAUGUAAAUUGGCAGUAUAUUUUUGAUCUUAACGCAUUUGAUUGAGGUAGCUGCCAUACAAGGCAAAAAGCAUUUUGUAAGUGACAUUCUUGUGGAAUGCCCCGCAGCCAUAACUUUUAGACAGACUGACAAUGAAUUACGACUAAGUAUGUUUAUUUCGUGAUUUAAAAUAUUUUUUUAAGAAGACUUAUUAUUCGUUUUUAAUGAUGAAAAACAUGAGUAAUUAUGAAAAUGAAAAUACAAUAAAAUUAAGGAACUGUGUUAAUUUCUAAAAAUGGUCAUGGAUGUAAUGUAAGGUAUUAUACCUACCUAAAUUAAAAAGACAAUAUCUCUUUGGUAAGUAAUAUAAAUAUUUUUUCAGGCUUUGUAAGUUUUAUGAAACAAAUCCGACCACCAAUUUUGUAGUGUAUACAAACUUACAAAAAUACAUAUCGUAACCACAUUACAAGAAUCUGGCAUUUGUAAAUCGUACCAUUUUAAUAAUAUCUAUAUAAAGGAGUGAUGCACAGUUAUCUCAAUUCAAAAAACUUCUAACUGCCAUCCUACAUUAAUAUUUUUUAAUUUUAUUGAUGCCAAAUUCGUAGCAUCUAAACCACUUCUCAGACUGCCAAAAUACUACAAUUAAAUCGUGAUUAUUAUUUUAUAAGUAUGAUUUGAGCUGAAAUUAGUUUGGAGUCAAACGAGACCUUGUAUCUUUCAACAGUCACUGCCAAGAGGUUAGUUAUACAAAUGUAAAUAUAGACUGUAAGGAAGGACAAAUGAAAAGGCAAUCAAUAAAUAAUGAAGUUGAUUAUA
Messenger RNA from Cydia strobilella, 7002 nucleotides. Its product is annotated as cell adhesion molecule Dscam2-like. The transcript has 35 exons. Gene Ontology annotation, biological process: cell-cell adhesion. Gene Ontology annotation, molecular function: protein binding. Lineage: Eukaryota; Metazoa; Arthropoda; Insecta; Lepidoptera; Tortricidae. The coding region runs from base 130 to 5661 and encodes 1843 amino acids. The record is from RefSeq and is a predicted model, not a curated record.